CCAUUCCUUGAGAGAUUUCCCGACUCUCUCUCUCUCUCUCUCUCUCUCGCUCUUCCCCUCUCUACCGCUCCCACGGGCUUGUGCUCUGCGCGCUGCAAUUGCUCUUCUCUUGUCCGUGUGUUCCUUGUACUGUGAACGUCGUUCGAUCUCCGGUACGGGUGGGGCUGGUGGUGGUGUUUGUGGAAGAAGAAGGAGCAGCAGCUGCAGCAGGAGGAGGAGGAGGAGGAGAAGAAGAUUAGAAGAUUAGAAGAUUAGAAGAAGAAGAAGAAGAAGAAGAAGAAGUAGUAGUAGUAGUAGUGGGAGAGAGUGGGAGAGUUGACCCGGGGGUCGUUUCCUUCGAGACGGUGCCCAAUCUUCAUCUGUUCGACUCCAUCAUCAGCAUCAUCAUCACUGUCAUCGUCCGGAUAUCCACCGAGAGCAGAGCAGGAAUGCGCAGGGAGUUGUAGUGGUCGCCGGUAGGUCUCGGCAGCCUGUGCAAGUCGUUGGUAUCGUUUAUCGAAGGCUCAAAUCGUCGUGGAGGAGGAGGAGGAGGAGGAUGAGGAGAGACAGCGAGUGACAGAGAAUUAGGAGCUGCCAUAGAUUAGGCUGUGUGGUAAGAAAAGGCCCGAGGAGGGGGAGCUUAGCUUUGUGUCGAGGCCCCGGAGGAAUGAACGAUUGAGAUUGACCUCGGACUCGAAGAAGAAGAAGAGAAAGACGAAGCGGUCUGAGGUCGAUGAUGAUCCGCUUUAGUAGACGAGCAGAGCAAGCGUUCUCGAGGGGCGUCGGACCAGGCAGGUGGAAGGAAGGAAGGAAGGCGGGCAAGGAAUGGAAUGGAAGUGACGAGUGAACGAAGAAAUAAAGAAAGAAACAAAGAGAGUGAGUAGUAGAAGAGUGUGGUUGGUUGGUUGGUUGGCUGGUUGAAGGGCUGAUUGUUUUGUAGAAAUCGCGAGAGAGAGAGAGAGAGAGAGAGAGAGAGAGAGAGAGAGAGAGAGCGAGCGAGCGCUUGGCGUGUGGAGUUUUGUUAGUUACUGUCAGUAGUCGACAGGAGGCAACGACGAGCGAGCGAGCGAGCGAGCGAGAGGGCCGGAGGAUGUGGGGAUCAGACGAGGAGGAAGAAGAAGCAGCGCGUCUGUGAUGGUCUACCCUUGUCCUUGCUAUCCUGGUGGUCUAGAUUUGGUGGCAGGAGUCGGGCGAGCCUGGGUGGUCAACUCGAGGCCGAUAUGUCUGCUGAGCCCACCUGAUUCAAGAGCGUUUGAAUCUGGCGUGCACAAGCUGCUCUGGCCUCGGAGCGAUGAUGCGUUGUUGCAGUCGCCGGGGUGUGUGGGGUGAUGGUAGCUGCUAUCCUCCCUUGGAUACCACCACACUCUUUCCUUCUCUUGCCUGUCUUUUGAUCUUCACUUUCUCCUACUCUCCCCCAGCUCACUGCUUGUAGGCAUCGCCCUCGAAUUGAAGCUUGAGUCCCUGGAACGUGAACUGAUCUGUUCCCAUCCCCUCCCUGUCUCUAGACCCAAUCCCCGUUUGGCACAAUUCGCUAUGUGAACCGAACAUAGACCUCACCAAUUUCACCAUAAAAGUACCCAAGAUACCUGCUUACCGCCGGACCCACAAUUCGGGCCCCUUCAUCGUUCCCUCGGCGGACGUAUCCUGUUUUUGCUGAUCACCUGUCACCGUAGGCCUCUGUGUGUGUGUGUGUUGCGGGAGUUUGGCCCUUAAGGCACCCCCCCCCUCCACCUCUGAACAUCCUCGUGGCGAGCUCGAGCCAGAGCUCAGCUCGCGCUUGAGCUUGAGCUUGAGCUUGAGCAGAGGGAGCGGAACCUGGUCGUGAAAUCUUGUUCUGCAUCCACCUCCAAUCCCCGAGCUGAGCCGAGGAUUUGUGGCCUGUCCUUUGCGACUCAGUUCUGCCAACCGACCCGUCGAUUAGUAGGAAAAAAGUAGCUGAAAAGGCGAUGAUGGAGCCCAUUUCGAACGAAAGGAUUCAGCAAUGUUUGCACAGAUGGCGCUCUGCGGAUGCAUUAGGGUUAGGGCAAUUGUCAACGUCGCCCAUGGCAGGGUCUCCGACGGAUUCCAAGUUCAUAAUGGACGACUCGCUGCUGACAGAGCUGAUGGAUCUCGAUCCUUUGGUGGAUCAAAAUAUCGAGCCCUGGAUAAACGCGUCCUCGCCUGGUGAAUACUAUCCAUUCACGACGUGCUCGCCGUCGAAUGUGUCGGGCCCUUCGUCGCUGUACUACACACUCAACCAGACGAUCCCGCAGGGCUACAGAGGAGGAGAUUGCUACUCGCUGCCGGGACAUUCGUCCAACAUUUCAAGGAUUCCCGAAGGCGGGGAGGAUUUGCAGCGCCUCGUGUCGACCAAUGCGACCAAUUCGUCGUCCUCGUCGGUGUCGAAUUUGGCCUUCUCCAAAAGCGGGGCCUGGAUCUCCAACGACUUCUCUCCCGGCGCCUACUCGCAGGAUUUUCUCCCGGUUUCGCCCUCCAGCUUGUUAGAUCGCUCCGGGUGCCCGAAUCAGAGCGGCAAUUCAUCGGAGGCGACAGGGGUCAGCAGCAGCAGCGCCACCGCCGAUGGACGAGGGCUCAAGCAUUCUGCGGACGUGGAUUUGUCCGGCCAGGUCGCCAGGGACGAAUCUCUGGGGCCUCGCGGCGGCCCUUCUCUCGGGGGCUACAUCGACAGCCUCGUGUAUCGCGACUCCUCCAAUGGCGGGGCCGAGAAGGCCGAAGAACGCCAAGACGAGCUGCUGGAAAUGCUCGGCUCCGGGCGCGAUUUGAUCCCUGCCGACAAGCAGGAGCUCCGAGGCGGACGAUUCGUGAGCCAGGGCCACGCCAACAAGGGCUUGUCGCAGACGCUCAAAGACCGCAUGACGCAGGCGCUGAAAUCGAUCUCCAAUUUGACCGGGGGCGACACUCUAAUCCAAAUCUGGGUGCCCACGACGCACGGAGAGAAGCUCAUCCUGAGCACGCGCGACCAGCCCUACGUCUGCGCCGCGAACGACAACCGCCUCUUCUGCUACCGCAAUGUGUCGGCCAACUUCGUGUUCCCCACCGAGAAAGGCUCGUCCGAGUACCCGGGGCUCCCCGGCCGAGUGUUCCUCACGCGCGCGCCCGAGUGGACGCCCAAUGUCCUCUACUACUCCUCGCAGGAGUUCCUGCGCGUGAGCUACGCCGAGCAGUGCGAUGUCAAGGGCACUCUGGCCGUGCCUGUGUUCGAAGAAACCUCCAACAUCUGCCUGGCUGUAAUCGAGCUGAUUAUGAAGUCAGAGAAAGUUCAGUACGGGCCUGAACUGGACAUCAUCUGCCGAGCCCUCAAGGGCGUCAGCUUGUCAACCAGCGGAUGCCAAUCUCCUCCCACAGAGAUCCGGUCCGAGGAACGGCAAAGAACUCUAGCGGAAAUUUUAGAGGUCCUGACAGCGGUGUGCGAAACACACAAACUUCCUUUGGCCCAGACUUGGGUCCCAUCCUGGACUGAUGCCACUCCGGUGCCGGAACUCGGUAGCGGGAGCCCGAGCAUGAAUGUGAGCCCAAGAUUGAGUGGAACCGUCAGCAAUAAACCGCGAGUCGUGCUACACACCGCACACGGACCUUGCUAUGUGAGUGACUCUUCGAUGUGGGGUUUUCGGCGUGCAUGCACAGAGCAUGUCGUAGAAAAGAAUCAGGGUGUGCCUGGGAGGGCUUUUUCAUCCAAUCAGCCUGUUUUUGAAAGUGAUGUGCGUAACUAUCCUAAAAUCGAAUAUCCACUGGGCCACUACGCAAAAAUGUUUGGUUUAAGUGCAGCAGUGGCUAUCCGAUUACGCAGCAUUCAUACAGGUAGUGAUGAUUACGUUCUGGAGUUUUUUCUACCACCUUCUUGUGUAGAUGGUAAUGAGCAACAACUACUGUUGAAUGCGCUUUCCAUCACCAUGCAGCGUGUCUGUAGGAGCUUGCGCACGGUUACCAGCAAAGAGCUUGAUGAAGAGCAGGAUGGCUCUGGGAGGGUAGAAGCGCUGGAAGGCAAGUCCUUGAAUGUUGCAAACGCAGCCUUCGGAUCCAAGGCCCCCGACGUGUCCCCCCAUGCGCAGGAUCUCGAGGACCAGCAAGGGCACUCGGGUCUCUACGACCACCAGCACUCGUCCGAGGACUCGCUGCAGCAGCACCACAUGCACCCGUCCUCGCCGCAGCUCGCGCACGACUCCAAUGGCCGCUCCGACAUGGAUGCGCACCACGCCUGGCGCUCCGCCGGCCACCCGUACCAGAUGCCCGAGGCUGGCGGCUCUGGGGACGGCGUGCACAAGCGCCGCCCCGAGCGCAGGCGCGGCACCAACGAGAAAACCAUCGGCCUCAAUGUGCUCCAGCAGUACUUCGCCGGCAGCUUGAAAGAUGCUGCGAAAAGCAUCGGUGUGUGCCCUACGACCUUGAAAAGAAUCUGUCGGCAGCACGGAAUUUCGAGAUGGCCGUCGCGCAAGAUCAACAAAGUGAGCAGGUCGCUGAAGAAGCUGCAAGGGGUCAUCGAUUCGGUCCAAGGCGCCGAUGGAGCUCUGAGAAUCAACGCAGAUCUGGCGAGCGCUGCGGCAGCCGCUGCCGCCGCCGUGAGCGGCGUGCAGCUGGGCCAGGACAAUGGCUACGGCGCAAGGAACAGUUGGACAGUGUCCUGGGCCACGCCUGUGCCCGGAGGAGCGGCGGGCCACAGCGCUGCAGGAUCCUCGGAUCAGCAGCAGCAGCAGCAGCAGCAGCAGCAUUUGACGAGCAGCUCGCCUCCGGUGGUGGACUGCCAGAUGAGCCGGGGCGACGAGGCGGGCAAAGGCAUGCAGCAGUCCUGGCAUGGCAAAGUGGCGUCCCCCGGCGCAUCGAGCGGGGGCAAAGCGUCACAGAGCGGCGACGUCAGCUCGUACACAGUAGGUAGUAGUAGGGGUGUAGAUGUGGAUAUGGUGGGGAAUGCUGGUGCUUGUCAAGCUUCCGAUGCUGCGGGUGAUGAGAUGGUGGAGGCCAGGGUUGAUAAUUGUGGCCAGGGCGAAGUGCCCAACGCCCAGAACGAGCAGUCCGGGGCUGGGGCUGGGGCUGGAUCCGUGUUCGGCACUGGCCCCAAAGCCGACCCCGCCCCUGGCAAGGGGUCGUUUGUGGGCGGGGAGAGCCGGGUCCAUGGCGGCGGGGCUGCGCUGGCAGCUCUGCAGGGUGUAAAUGGCGAGGAAAAGCAUUUGAGUUGUAGUAGGCUAGGAGUUGCAGGGUUAUCGAGUGAUUACAGGGCUCUGAAAAUAUAUUGUGGCACAUCUCCUGGCGAGGAGGAUCCCGAAGGUGGCAAUCAGAGCUCGUCCGGAGUGGAGGGAUCUUCGCAGCAUUACAGCUCAUCGCCAGUUCGCGUCAGUGACUGCGGCUCGCCGUCGUCUGGCGUUGGCUCCCAGCGCAGGUCUCCCAAUUCGCACGAUGAGAGUUCGUCCACCAUUGUGAAGGCCACGUAUGGAUCGGACACUGCCCGAUUCAAGCUUCUGCCGAACUCCUCGUAUCAGGAUCUUCGCGAGGAGGUUGCUAGUCGACUCAAACUGCCUGUUCAAAGCUUGAACCUUAAAUAUCGAGACGAUGACGAGGAAUGGGUAUUACUGGUGUGUGAUGCCGAUCUGGAUGAGUGCAUCGAAGUUAUGAGAUCAACUGGAGGCCAUGCAAUCAAGCUCAUGGUCCGUGUCGAGACAGUGAAUACAUCGCAAUGUGGUGGUGGUAGUAGCAGCGGAAGCACCGGUGAGCAAUAAUGGUGUGCCUGACUGACUCCUAUUCCACAGUAAUAUAGAUUGUUUCCUUUGAGUCGCGGCCUGGGUACUCAAGUUGUAACCCAUUUAAGAAGCCAACAUCUUGAGGUGUAACCCAUCUUGUACCGUAACCCAUUUUUGUUUUUUAUUCGAUGAUGUAUUCUUGUAAAUCUAGCAUGGCAAUAAAAUGAUACCCUGCAACUUUUAACGUC
Molecule: messenger RNA, 5896 nt
Organism: Marchantia polymorpha subsp. ruderalis
Lineage: Eukaryota; Viridiplantae; Streptophyta; Marchantiopsida; Marchantiales; Marchantiaceae
Source: the annotation of a GenBank genome assembly